This is a messenger RNA of Sphenostylis stenocarpa, 1113 nucleotides long. Lineage: Eukaryota; Viridiplantae; Streptophyta; Magnoliopsida; Fabales; Fabaceae. The record is from the annotation of a GenBank genome assembly.
AUGGGCGAACACACCCUAGGUCAAGCACAAUCCCUAAUCGAACCGCAACCCCACCCCGCUACCUCCUCCUCUGCCGCCAUCGUCGUACUCGGAGGCGCUCCGGCGGACCCUGAACUAAACAAUGUCCUUCCACACACAAACUCUCCUGCCUCAAAAAUCCCCCUCCGUCCCCGCAAGAUCCGGAAGGUCUCCCCGGACCCCUCCACAUCUGAAUCCCAAACCGAAACUACCAAACCGGGCAAGAGCGGCGGCCGGAGCACCAAGCACGUUCCGCAGACGCGAGCCCUUGCUGCGGUGCCGCGCAUAGUGGCGCGUUCACUCUCGUGCGAAGGCGAGGUGGAGAUCGCGCUCCGAUUCCUUCGCAACGCAGACCCUCUCCUCUCCCCUCUAAUCGACAUUCACCAGCCCCCAACCUUCGACAAUUUCCACACUCCCUUCCUCGCAUUAACGCGCAGCAUCUUGUACCAGCAACUCGCGUACAAAGCAGGCACCUCCAUCUACACGCGCUUCAUAGCGCUCUGCGGUGGCGAAAACGGUGUUGUUCCGGAAACCGUACUCGCUUUGACUCCCCAACAGCUCCGCCAGAUUGGGGUUUCGGGCCGGAAGGCGAGUUACCUUCACGAUUUGGCGAGGAAGUACCAGAACGGGAUACUCUCCGAUUCGGCCAUUGUGAACAUGGAUGAUAAGUCCCUCUUCACUAUGCUAACUAUGGUCAAUGGAAUUGGCUCUUGGUCUGUUCACAUGUUCAUGAUUUUCUCACUCCAUAGACCCGAUGUUCUCCCCAUCAAUGAUUUGGGUGUGAGAAAAGGGGUUCAGCUUCUCUAUAACCUCGAGGACUUGCCGCGGCCGUCGCAGAUGGACCAAUUGUGUGAGAAGUGGAGGCCUUAUCGCUCUGUGGCUUCGUGGUAUAUGUGGAGAUUUGUUGAAGCCAAAGGAACUCCUUCGAGUGCGGUGGCAGUAGCCACUGGUGCCGGCCUGCAGCAACAGCAUCACCACCAGCACCAACAACAUGAGCAGCAGCAGCAACAACAACAACAUCCUCCACAGCCGCAGCUUGUGGACCCCAUAAAUAGUAUGUUUAAUCUCGGGGCGGCCUGUGCUUGGGGGCAAUGA